Molecule: messenger RNA, 1849 nt
Organism: Oreochromis niloticus (Nile tilapia)
Lineage: Eukaryota; Metazoa; Chordata; Actinopteri; Cichliformes; Cichlidae
Gene: sbspon
Product: somatomedin B and thrombospondin type 1 domain containing
Exons: 5
Coding region: 717-1511 (264 amino acids)
Source: RefSeq, a predicted model, not a curated record
CAAAAUCAUACCCGAACGGUUUGGAUUUCUGCUGGAUUACAGGAACUUAAGGGAAAGAGAAAAAGGGAGAGAGGUGAGAAGCGGACGGUGUAGAACAAUUGAUUGGAGACCUGCCAAAGUCUCACAUUCCUCCCUUUCUUUUGGGACUCGGAAACCUGGGGUGGCAGAAGGUCACAGGUAUUCUGAAGAAUGAGGGUCAGAAAAAAGGUAAACAAGAAUAAGGCAGGUAAGAAAGAGGCAAAAAGGAAAGAACAGAGGCGGGAUGGUAAAGCAUGCAUCACCAGCUCACCCCUCCCUUGUCCUCAUCGUCUCCUCCCGAGUGUGAUCGACUGGAGGGAGGUGCUCAGCUGGGAACGGGGAGAGAGACACCAGCUUUGAGGAAAGGCAGGCACACACAACACGAAAGCCAGUGCUGGAAUUGGGUGUUUUGUACUGUAGGUUGCACUGCAGACGUGUUUCUGGAGGGAAACUGAAAGGCUGGACACAGGAGACGGACACAGGAAUUCCAGGUCACAAGGGCUCCUGUGGCAGAGCUCAGUCCUGGCUGGGUUGGGCUGGGCUGGUAUUCCAACCUCUCCCUCUCACGGUCAUGAGCAUGAAAGAAGCAGAACCAGAGCAGGAGUAAACACAGGUAGAGACGUGUGUGAGCACAGCCUGGGGGGAAACCAAGAGGCUGGCAUCUUACUUCAGGGGUUGACUUCUGACCUCACUCCAUCAUGAUGGGAUUCUCUGUUGAGUUUGCCUGCUGGGUGCUGGUAGCUUUUGCUCUGGGUGAGAACCACCUGGUGAGUGGAGGUUGUUCAGGAAAGUGCUGCAGAGGCAGAGACACCAACUGUUUGACCACUGACUGGAGGAUGGACCGUGUGCACGGCACAUGCUACUGUGAUGAAGGCUGCGUCAGAACUAAAGACUGCUGCUUUGACUACUUCACAGAGUGUCCAGCUCAGGACUGUGUUGUGAGCGACUGGAGCUUUUGGAGCGGCUGUGCCAAACCCUGCCAGCCUUCGGUGCGAAUCCGUGUUCGUCACAUAGAGCAGCAGCCCCACAACAGUGGCCAGCCCUGCCCCGGCCUUGAGCAACGAGCUGGCUGCAGGGAAUACAGAGACCACCAGGGUAGACACUGUGGCUUCAACUCAGGUCCUGCAUUCAUCACCAGCAUGGCGUUUGCCAAGGGAAGGCCCAAGCACGACAGCUACGGAAACCCCCUAAACCCUGGGUUUUGUGUGGAAUUCAAGCUAGAGUCACGGACGCCCCACUGUACUGUGGAGAACCGGCCCCACACACUGUGGAUGCGCUACAUAACAGAGGGCUUUAACGUGUGUGUGGCAUGUGAACCUCCUGCCAUGCGAAACAAUACCAGCAGCUGCCAGGGAGACGGUCAGGAAUCAGACAAAGAGACUGUGCUCCACUGGCAGGCGGUGGGGAACCCGCGGUGCAGCGGGACUUGGAAGAAGAUCCAGAAAACUCAGCAGUGCGCCUGUCCUCCACAACACAGUUUUGUCUUCAUCUGAUCUGGAUUUCACGUGAAUAUCUAAAAACCAAUCAUCAGUGGGCAGCCAGAUGCCUCAACACAUCAUCCCUCUAUCAACACUAAGAGGCCUAAUUUUGCAGAUAUGUCUCUUAAUAUGGUCCAGAUCAGAGUAAAGUAUUUUUAAAUAACAGAUUUUCAUACACAUUAAAAUAGAAAGACACUUGUACAGCAUUCCACCUUUUCCUCACACACAUUAAGCACACUUCCUUUUACUUUGGUUAUAAAACAAUGCUAUUGUACUCUUUUCCAAAUGUCUUGUCUUACACCUUAUUUAUCUAAAAAAAUGUGGCCUUAAAUAUAAAAAACUAAAAACUUUUA